Messenger RNA from Cryptococcus deneoformans JEC21, 1009 nucleotides. RefSeq lists its product as hypothetical. Bases 16 to 822 code for a protein of 268 amino acids. Lineage: Eukaryota; Fungi; Basidiomycota; Tremellomycetes; Tremellales; Cryptococcaceae. The transcript has 4 exons. The record is from RefSeq and is a predicted model, not a curated record.
AAUAAAAAAUUCAGCAUGUCGCAGCCCACCACGCUCAACCACACUCUCGUCCCCAUGCCCACACGCCAGCACGCUGACCGCGCAGAAGCCCUCUGGACCCUGUCCAUCGCACUCAUAGACUCCGCCGUCGAUAUCCUCGAGCACCAUGUGCGGACAGACGAGCAGUUGAGCAAAGAUAGUGCCCUGUUACCUGGUGGCACCCUGGGCAAACACUUUCGUCAUGUCAUCGAGACUUUCCGAGCAUUCUUAUUACCUCUCUAUCCUGUACCUACUACAGCGCCACACAUCCCAGAGAUCAACUACGAUGCUAUCCUCCCAUCUUCUCGCCGCCCCAUCGCUCGGUCACUCGAUUCAUGUCGAUCAGCUAUGCGUCAAAUUAGUAAAGACCUUUCAGCUUGGGGAGAAUUGUGCAUGGAGCGGGGACGCGGACGAAAGAGUGGGAAUGAAGCAGACCGAAGGAUAAAUGAAACACGAGGGAGAAGGGAGAGAAAUGAACGGGCAGGUCUGGGGUUGGACGCGCAAGAUAAUGCGAGCGAGGAGAGGGAUGGACUGGCAGAUGAGAUGGAGAGAAUCGUCAAAGUAGCGGCUAUAACGCCUACCAAGCAAGAGAUGGGCAGUACUGUCGGACGAGAGCUAUGGUACUGCUCCUUACAUGCUAUACAUCAUUUCUCGAUGCUACGGACCAUCGCCGUCUACGAACUAAAUCUCGAUCUCCCUGUAGAGUUUGGAACAGCUCCUUCGACAUUGCUUUACCGUGGCUUGGCGUGGAAACCGCCAGUAGAGAAAGAACAUGUCAAGGUUGUACGUACCAGCAAGUUGUAACUUGCCACACAGAUCAAGCACCGUCCUAGCAUUGUACUAUCGAAUUCUUUCUCAGCAUAUGUUGUUCAAGCUGAACGAUUUUUUGGAUCCUGGUUGUCUAACCUUAUUAUAACCUUAUUAUGAGCUAGCAGAAGUUUUCAAGUUGGCAAACUGGCAUAUGCAUAUCCUGGACUAUGGAGCAUAUAGG